Molecule: messenger RNA, 408 nt
Organism: Uncinocarpus reesii 1704
Lineage: Eukaryota; Fungi; Ascomycota; Eurotiomycetes; Onygenales; Onygenaceae
Exons: 3
Coding region: 1-408 (135 amino acids)
Source: RefSeq, a predicted model, not a curated record
AUGUCGCCGGGUAAUAAUCUGUCGACUCUCUGCGAGGAACAAUCCUCCGAUGUAACUGUUAUCAAUGCGUUUGACCGCGGAGCAUUCGAAGAAGGGAGCUCUCGUGCUCCCCGCUUCGACAUUGAGCAGCAGCAAGCGCGAGACAUGGGCAACCUCGACCUGUCCCUCACGAAACUCAAGAAAGCUCCUUUUCGUGUCGAACUCGAGCUCCACGAUACGUUCGGACCACGUGGUGUGGUCGACUGUUACAUCUCGAGAUUUCUCCUCGAGAUUUCGCUGACGAUGGCUCUCGAGAUGGGUGCACUGUCGACAUGUGCUUUUCAGAUCUGGAUAGCCCCCUUUGGCUUUGCUUCCGCGAGAAAGCCUGCAGGCGCAAGAGUUGUGGCCGAUGAUCAUGCGUUGCCUUGA